CACGUGACGUCAAGAUGGCGAACGCUGCGAACGGUGUUACUUUCUCUGAGACUGGAUGCUGCAGGAAGCCGGAAGCGCCCUGGAAGGCCUGAAAGCCCCGAAGACCCUUGGAAAGCGAGCGUGACUCGGCGAGGCUCUUGGGGAGAAGGGCGUUUGGAAGAAGAAAACCGGGCUUUCCCUCUUCUUUUUACGAGUGAUCAUCGUCGAAAAAAGCAUUCAUUGCCAGAGCCCAAAGCUUGUUCGUAUCUAUAAGUAUAACGUCCCUUUUUAUGAUGGCGAGCUAUGGGACAAGAUCUGGGGGCCAGCAUGCACAUCGGCAGUUAGGAGACGGCUCCCAGGCGCGCUCCCAGGAUAUCCGUGAGGCCCUGAGCGAUUCACAGUGCUGCGACCUUAUCGACCUCAUUCUCAACACUGUGGAUUGCAUGGAAGACUUGCUCUGCCCCCGUGCGGAGCCAGAGAUGAAAGGGAGCCUAUCUCAUGGGAAUGCAUUGGACAGUGGAAAGGAAGACGUCGACCUCCUUGGCGGCGAGACAGGACAGCCACAGCGCCCCAAAAGACCUGUGAGGUCAGCUACCACGGUUGCGGCGAUAAAGGCGGAGGCGGAGGCGUCUCGACACUUCGGCUCGUGGAGAGAUGCAGUCUUAGCCAGAGUUAGGGAGGCUCUCCAGGGCCAGAAUGGGAGAGCACCUCUGCAACCUAUGAAAGCACAACAGUCUUUGAUUGAUUUGGAUGAAGGAGGGCUUGGACAACAGGACUGUGCGCUACAAGAACUACCCAGUGAAACCAAGGACUUGAUUGUCAAUUCCCUGCUCCUGAUAUUACUCAGUCUGGAGCACUAUAACGCACAUUCACGCGUCCUUCUUGUUAGAGUGGCCUUGCAACUCGGCCUACAAGUUGCAGAUGUGUCAGAACAUGAGAUAAAAGUCGCACAUGUGCUUCUGGAUAGUGUGAAGGAGAUGAACCAUGCCGAAGAAGAGCUCAAGCGCAGAGCAGAGCAGAGCAAGAUCAGCCGGAGAUGGAAAGUUAAGCUUGCGUCUGUGGCUGGCGCGGCGCUUAUUGGGGUGACUGGAGGUCUUGCUGCACCAUUAGUCGCCGCUGGCGUCGGAACUAUUCUGGGCGGCCUAGGACUUGGAGCAACUGUUGCUGCUGGAUAUCUUGGCGCUGUUGCCGGUAGUACUAUCAUUAUCGGUGGACUGUUUGGUGCUUAUGGUGCCAAAAUGUCCGGGAGGAUGAUGGAUCGUUACGCAAGAGAGGUAGAGGACUUUGCCUUUCUACCUCUUGGUUCUACUCCAAAACCUGCCUCGGAGCCCACAAAAGCAAGGCCCCCGUCUUCGGAUAAUAGACUUAGGGUGACUAUUGGAAUCAGCGGCUGGCUUACCGAAGGAAAGGACGUAAUAGAACCAUGGCGAGUUCUUGGCCCCGAUUCAGACGUUUUUGCUCUUCGAUGGGAGCUGCAAGCCCUCCUACGACUAGGCAGCUCCCUGACGACCUUUGUAAGGAAUACUGCUUGGACAUUUGCUGGGAGAACCGUACUUAGCAAGACAGCUCUUGCACCCGUCGUAGGAGCAGUAAUGCUCCCCGUCACCAUCUCGAAAAUCUCAUACAUCCUCGACAACCCUUUCAAUGUUGCCAAAGUCCGUGCGGACAAGGCAGGUCAGAUCCUCGCAGACGCCCUUAUCAACAAAGCUCAGGGCGAGAGAUCAGUCACUCUAAUAGGAUACUCACUCGGAGCUCGCGUCAUUUUCUCCUGCCUCAUCGCCCUUGCAAAGCGACGGGCAUUUGGAUUAGUAGAGUCUGCCAUUUUGAUCGGCUCCCCUACUCCGUCUACCACUUCCCACUGGCGACUGAUGCGAUCCGUUGUCAGCGGCAGGCUUGUCAACGUCUAUUCAGAAAACGAUGGAAUCCUCCAAUUCCUCUACCGCGCAAACAGUAUGCAGCUUGACAUUGCCGGUCUUGAAGCCAUAUCUGGUAUCCAAGAAGUGGAGAAUUACGACGUCACCGGUAUCGUCAGUGGCCAUUUACAGUAUCAGUUCUCAAUUGGCAAGAUACUGCAGCGGAUUGGGUUUGAUCAUCUAGAUGAACGUGAGAUACAGAGACAGGAGCAUAAGCUUGAAAUUAAUGAGGAAGAGAUGAAGAAUCUUGAGGAGGAGAGGAUUGCUACCGCUAGAGCUGCCCAGACAUCAGGUACUGCUACCAAGGAGACUGCCAUUAAGGUACAGGAAGGUCAACCGAGGACUGGACCUAGUGUGGAUGUUAGUUCUGUUGCUCUCGCUGGUGCCCUAUCUGGAGCUGCCACUGCUACUACUGGUAUUGCAGCUACUGCAGGCACUGCUGUCGAUGGUGCGGAUGGUGACCACGUUGACGAUACAGAUGACGAGGCUCCUGCCCGCAUAAUGAUGGUUGACAAUGAUGGCAUUGAACUUGACGACUCAUCAGAUACGAAUGAAUGUCCGUAUCCUGACAUUGAACCUGAACAGUUAGAGCGGGAUAUUGAAGAAAUGACCAGGCAGCGACUUCUGAAUGCUAGAAUGGAUGGUAUCCAACUUGAAGAUAACUAUUAAUUGUUUUCCUACGACGGUGUUGGAAAUAGCAUAGAGAUACAUUCUAAGGCAUUAGACCGAUAAUAAUAUCUAUCCUAUCAAUUUGUAUUAAUGCCUCGUUUGCCACUCCGCCAGCUAUCAAUUUUAGGCCCACUCUGACAGUCGGUCCACAUGGGAGCGAAGAAAUGCAACCGCUGCGUUUGCCACGGCAUGUCAAGGUCCCAUAGCUCAGUUGGUUAGAGCGUCGUACUAAUAUGAAGUUAAUGCGAAGGUCGAGAGUUCGACCCUCUCUGGGACCAUAGGUUCUGAUUCCUUUUUUUGUCCAUUUCCAAGCAAGUUCUUUUUUUUUAUAUUGGAAAUAUAUUCGGGGCUCUUAGGCUUUUCGGACUUUUU
This is a messenger RNA of Trichophyton rubrum CBS 118892, 2933 nucleotides long. RefSeq lists its product as uncharacterized. The transcript has a single exon. The record is from RefSeq and is a predicted model, not a curated record. The coding region runs from base 270 to 2561 and encodes 763 amino acids. NCBI's taxonomy places the organism in Eukaryota, Fungi, Ascomycota, Eurotiomycetes, Onygenales, Arthrodermataceae.